UCAAGCGUCCAUCUUCAGAUUAAAACUCCCGUAUAAGCUUCCUAUGUGCAACACUCUUAGUUUUUCAAGAAACUCAAGAUUUGAGCAGAUAGAUUUGGGAUUUGAGUCAGUUCUUCAGGAUGUGGCUGCUGCUGUUUUUGGUGUUCGUCCUGAUUUGGGCCGGGGGAACGUCCUGGUAUCUGCUGAGAAAGCCCAGUCCGUUUACAGUGGAGUCAGUGAGGCCUGCAGGACCUUUAGAGCUGGACCAGAGGAAGAGAGACAAAGUGCUCAAACAAGGAUUUACCAAGGAGAAGAUUCCAAAGAAUCUGGAUGCAAUUGUGAUCGGCAGUGGGAUCGGAGGAAUGACGGCUGCAGCGACGAUGGCCAAAGCGGGGAAGAGAGUCCUGGUUCUGGAGCAGCACGAUGUGGCCGGAGGCUGCUGUCACACCUUCACUGAGAAGGGCUUCGAGUUUGAUGUGGGACUCCACUACUUCGGUCAGCUGCAUGAAAACGGUCUGCUGAAGGUUGCUUUGGACCAAAUCACUGAGGGUCAGCUGGAGUUUGUGGAGCUACCGCAGCAUUUUGACAGCAUCGUGAUUGAUGACAGCGGGAAACGGAGAGACUACGCCGUCUUGAGCGGCAAGACUGAGAUGGAGCAGAACCUGAAGAAGCACUUUCCUGAUGAUGUCAAAGCUGUGGAGGAGUUCUUCAAGAUCAUGAAGGUCACAGCCAGGAAGAUUCAUUAUUUGGCCAUCCUAAAGCUGAUUCCACAGUGGUUGGCUCUGUUUCUGCUCAAAAGUGGCAUCGCUGACUUCUGCUCGUCCAUCUUUCGUCUCUCAGGCUCCAAUGCCACAGAGGUGAACAACAGACUGACCACCAACAAGGACUUGCAUGUGAUCUUCUCAUAUUUCUUCUACGGCGUGUCUCCUAAAGAUUCCAGCUGUAUGAUCAAUGCUCUGAUGCUGCACCACUUCAAGCGUGGCGCGUAUUAUCCUAAAGGGGGCGCCAGUGAGAUCCCCUUCAACAUCACUAAAGUCAUACAGAAACACGGGGGCAGCGUUCUGGUCCGAGCUCCUGUCAGCCGGAUCCUGGUCGACAAGAAGGGAGCUGCUUAUGGAGUGACGGUGAAGAAAGGCGAUGAGCAUGUGGAGAUUUGUGCUCCUGUCAUCAUCUCCAACUGUGGGAUCUUCAACACCUUCCAGAAACUCUUACCUCCGGAAAUACAAGUCAAACCAGAGAUUCAGAGUCGUCUGGAUAUGAUGAGGCCAGGUAAAGCCUCGUUCCUCGUGUUCUCGGGGUUCGAUGCGACGCAGGAGGAGUUAGACAUCGUGCCCACCAGCAUCUGGCUCUUCAAAUCCAACGACAUGGAUGCCAUGAUGGAUGAGUUCUUCAGUAUGAGUAAAGACGAAGCACCAGAGAACAUUCCCAUGGCGCUCAUCACCUUCCCGUCAGCCAAAGACCCCACAUCACAGCUCCGGCACCCAGGCAAGUCGUGUAUGACCAUCCUGACCAUGGUGAAUUACGAAUGGUUUGAGGAGUGGAGAGACACCAGAGUGAGGAAAAGAGGCGAGGAUUAUUUCCACUAUAAGAUGAGAUUCGCCAGCUGUCUGUUUGACUGGGCCUGCAAACACUUCCCAAAACUCAGAGACAAGCUGGUGUUUCAGGAGGCCGCCACUCCUCUGACAAACAUGCACUAUCUCAGCUGUAACCGAGGGGCCAUUUACUCUGCUGACCACAAUCUGGAGCGCUUCUACGCAGAGGCCAUGGCUCGAAACCGAUGCGACACUCCCGUCAAAAACCUUUACUUGUCAGGUCAGGACAUCUUCAGCUGUGGCGUCGCCGGUGCGCUUCACGGGGGUCUCCUCUGCGCCUCCAGCGUCCUCAGCUACCCCGUCUACAUCGACCUGCUGCUCAUCAAGAAGAAGCUCAAGCGGAAGAAAGCAGCGGAGGCAGAGAAACUGGCAAAGCAGAAGCAGCAGUGAUGAACACACAUUCCUACAGAAACAAAGUAUUUAUAAAUAUGGAGGAUCAGCCCUUAAUUGUUAGUUUGGGGUUAUUUGUUAUACCUAAACCUAUUACCAGUUAUAGAUUUGAAUAUUUUAUAUACACUCUUAAAAAUAAAGGUGCUUAAAAGGUUCUUCACAGUGAUGCCAUAGAAGAACCAUUUUUGGUUCCACAAAGAACCAUUCAGUCAAAGAACCAUCUCUUUCUGACCUUUUUAUAAUCUGAAGAACCUUCUUUCGCCACAAUGAAGCUUUUGUGAAACAGAAAGGUUCUUCAGAUGUUAAAGGUUCUUCAUGGAACCAUUUAGACAAAAAGGUUCUUCUGUGGCAUCGUAAAGUGUCUUUAUUUUUAUAAGAGUGUAUAAACCUAUAACACUGCAUGCCAAUAUAACACUUUUAAUAGUCUAUAAAAGAACAAUAAAAUCAAAGAAAAUAUUUAGUUUUUUUUUUUUUCUUUUUUGACCUUUAAAUUUUACACUAUAUAGCGCUGCAGUCAUGAGGUGUUUUUGUAAGCCAACAUGUAAGUUUGCAUCACCCUGGUUCCCUUAAAAAAAUGAAUGAAUUACUUAAUCACUUAAUCAAUUAAUUAAUUAAUUGCAAAAGAUAAGCUCUGUUAACUACGAAGGUUUAUGAUUCUUACAUUUCUUACAUUUUGUUCAUCACAGUAUCUUCACAAAUGAAAAAAAUUAAAGCCUAAAUAUAACCAGUGGAAGUAAAAAAGUAAAUGUAGGCUAUAAAUGAACUACACCUUGGUUGCGUACUUUUAUUGUCACUAUCAUUAAGUCUUUAUUUCAAAAUGCAAGAGCGUGAUUAUAACAACAAUAUACGGCUGUGGAAGUGACUAUUGAGUAGCUUGAUAUUUAAUGUCCCAUUUAGACAACUUUUUUUUUAAAUACAAGUAAAAUCUUAAAAAAAUAAAUAAAUAAAAAAUCACAAGGGGAUUUUACAGGUGUAUUGUAUGUUUACUGGUGUUUUAAAAUAAAAUGUGAAAAUAUCUUGA
Onychostoma macrolepis is the source of this 2982-nucleotide messenger RNA. RefSeq names its product inactive all-trans-retinol 13,14-reductase. The transcript has 11 exons. Bases 120 to 1961 code for a protein of 613 amino acids. NCBI's taxonomy places the organism in Eukaryota, Metazoa, Chordata, Actinopteri, Cypriniformes, Cyprinidae. The record is from RefSeq and is a predicted model, not a curated record. Gene Ontology annotation, molecular function: oxidoreductase activity.